AUGUUUGUACUACAUCUCUGUCACAUGAGUGUUCUUCUGGAAACAGUAACGGGAAUGCAUGCAGCAAAUGGCUUACUUUCGCAUGGCUUGUGUGAAUCAAACUCUGUCAUAAGUGAUCUGAAGGAGCAUAAUUGUAGAACAAGGGAAGAACUAGAAAUGUGCAGAACCUUGAAAGGGAAACUGCUUGCUGAUAUCCAGAGUGGUUUUGAUCGCAUCAGUAGGAAAGAAGUGGAAGCUGGAGAGAUCACCAUCAAGCUAAACACGUUUGCUAAAAAAUUAUCAGAUCUACAGCUUCAAGAGGAGAUGAUGCUGCAAAGGUCUAAUGAAAUUGGAUCCCAACUUGCUAUGUUAAUGAGGGAAUUGGAUCUGAGUAAUACCGAUCUUGUGGUUUCCCUUUUAGAUCAAUAG
Messenger RNA from Vicia faba (fava bean), 408 nucleotides. The record is from the annotation of a GenBank genome assembly. Lineage: Eukaryota; Viridiplantae; Streptophyta; Magnoliopsida; Fabales; Fabaceae.